Molecule: messenger RNA, 1293 nt
Organism: Aspergillus japonicus CBS 114.51
Lineage: Eukaryota; Fungi; Ascomycota; Eurotiomycetes; Eurotiales; Aspergillaceae
Product: DUF890 domain protein
Exons: 10
Coding region: 1-1293 (430 amino acids)
Biological process (GO): rRNA base methylation
Cellular component (GO): nucleus
Molecular function (GO): 23S rRNA (adenine(1618)-N(6))-methyltransferase activity
Source: RefSeq, a predicted model, not a curated record
AUGAGCGCAUCACGCAAUAUCUACAAGGAUGAUAUCGACUUCACCGCCCUUGCCCUGCAGUCCCCGGAUUUCGCAAAGUAUCUGAAAUCCAACGGACAGUUGGACUUUACCGACCCCGAUGCCGUGAGGCAAUUGACCAAAAGUCUGUUACGGCGAGAUUUUGACCUGAAGGUGGACAUCCCUGACAAGAGACUUUGCCCGCCGGUUCCGAACAGGCUGAACUAUAUCCUCUGGCUGCAAGACCUCCUCGAUACCACGGGAGAUAAGUACCAGGACAGCUACGACGCCGAUCGAAAAGUCGUCGGGCUUGACAUCGGGACAGGAUGUUGCAGUAUCUACCCUUUGUUAGGCUGCUCCAUGCGGCCUGGCUGGAGCUUUUUUGCUACUGAUAUUGACGAAGGCAAUAUCGAAUCGUCGCGAGCAAACGUGUCCGCCAAUGGGCUUGACUCGCGAAUCACGGUUGUUAGAACAACUUCAGAGGAGAGACUCAUCCCAUCGGACACGAAACUCAAAGUUGACAGACUAGACUUCACCAUGUGCAAUCCUCCCUUCUACGCCUCUCGGGAUGAGAUGGUAGCAUCUGCCGAAGCCAAGGACAGGCCACCCUUCUCGGCAUGCACAGGUGCAGAAGUCGAGAUGGUGACAGCAGGCGGAGAAAUCGCUUUCAUCUCCCGGAUGAUCGAAGAAAGUCUGCAGCUGCGCGACAAGGUGCUCUGGUACACGUCGAUGUGCGGAAAACUGAGCAGCAUCUCCGUCCUCAUCGAGAAGUUAGUUGGGCAUGGCAACAACAACUACGCCGUGACCGAGUUCGUCCAGGGCAACAAGACCAAACGAUGGGCCCUCGCCUGGUCAUGGACUGAUCUCCGUCCGACAGCGGCCGUAGCCCGAGGCAUCCCUACAACCCCAAAACACCUCCUUCCAUUUCCAUCCGAAUAUACCUUCACCGCCACGACCGACUCGAUCGAUGAGGUGGCCACGACCGUUGACGAAGAGCUCGGAGCACUACCCCUCCAGUGGCUCUGGCGUAAGAGCCUUGCCUCAGGCGUGGGCUUCGCGAUGCAGAACGUCUGGUCCCGUCAGGCCCGUCGCAAGUUGCGCAAUCCCGACGCGAUGGCCGACCAGCCCCCGGUCGAGGAAAGUAAAGCCGCUCUCGGUUUCAGGGUGCAGCUGAAGAAAGGGGUUAGCGACGACCAAGGGGUGAAGGUGAUCAUCCGGUGGAUCAAGGGAACAGACACUGUUCUCUUCGAGAGUUUCUGCGGCAUGCUAAAGCGUAAGAUCGACAGCAAGCAAUAA